AUGGUCGGGCUCUCAAGAUCAGAAAUCGCCCGCCUGAGCCUGAGAUCUCUUCUCCGGGUCCUUCAUCCGCUGGCCCGGCCGGUCUUCAGACCGCCAUACUCCCACUGCGCCAGCGAUAAUAGGUUUGCUCGCCUCUUACCAUUUCAAAACCUUCAUGAGAUCCAAAAUAACAGAGACGGGACCACCCGAAGCGGGCAGAUCAUCAUCGAUAUCCAGCGUCACCGCCGCCGGCGCGGCAGGGUAACUGGCGCAGUGAAUGUCGAUCAUCGCGGACAUCAUCCCGCCAACUCGCGUGUGGUCGGCGCAUUUCCCACCGGCUCAUCGCGUUGGCUGGCCAGCCCUGCGCCCGAUCCCGGCAGCUUGCCCAGCGCCGUGCAAGCCCGGAUCGUCACGCAGAGCGUCGAGAUCAUCGGCGUCUCGGCUGCACGCGACGCGGAACACGCGGGCACGCAGUAUGUCAUCAAGGUGAUGGAUCACCCGCAGGAUCGCGCGGAUCGGCAAUGCAGCCGCAAGCCGCCGGCAAGCCCCAUCGCGCGCUCGGCCCAGCAGCAGCAGAACACCGCUAUCCGGAGCGCGCUAAGCCUGUUUUCCUCAUGUGACGCUACGGCCCGACCCGUCGCGUACCGCCGUGCUGUUUGGAGCCCGGCUAUCUGCGCGAGGUUUCGACGCUGGCACGACCCGCACCUGGUGAAAAACGGUCAAUCUGAUCCCGUCGUUCGGCGAGGCGGAGCCGACCUGUCAGCUGGAGGGCGUCACCGCGUCCUCGAUGAGAACCACCGCGACGUCGACACGAUGCUGCGGCGGCGUUUUGACGAGGUCGCCGAUCACUUCUCCGACGGCGCGAUCGCUGCGACGAUGCGCGACGCCGACUGA
Molecule: messenger RNA, 873 nt
Organism: Acanthosepion pharaonis
Lineage: Eukaryota; Metazoa; Mollusca; Cephalopoda; Sepiida; Sepiidae
Source: the annotation of a GenBank genome assembly